AUGGCUUCUCAACAUACUUCCAAGCAGCGCCUUGCGCUCGCCAUCUGCGACUUCCUCACCAACUCUACCACGGACGGGACUCUGACCGCCGAAGACAAGGACUCUGUCGAAGUCGCAGUCAACUGUAUCGCCGAAUCCUUCAAGGUCGACCCCGCUGAUAAAGAUGCCGUCCGCGCUGCCGUCGGUACCCAGAGUUUACUGUCCAUCUACUCCGUAUACGAGAAGUUGAAGGCCACGACUGGUGCUGCUGGUGCUGCUCCCGCCGCUGACGCCGCUGACGCCGCUGGCACUUCUGCCGCUGAACCUACGGAGGAGCAGAAGAAGGAAGCAGAGGGGCUUAAGAGCAAGGGAAAUGCUGCCAUGGCCCAGAAAGACUACCCUUCGGCCAUUGAUCUAUACACUCAGGCUCUGAACCUGCAUCCUUCAAACGCUGUUUUCCUGUCCAACCGCGCUGCUGCUCACUCGGCGGCCAAGGACCAUGCUUCGGCCCGCGUUGACGCCGAGGCCGCUGUCGCAGUUGAUCCUACAUACACAAAGGCCUGGUCCCGUCUUGGACUUGCUCGGUUCGCUUUAGGUGACGCCAAGGGUGCUAUGGAGGCGUACAACAAGGGUAUUGAAUACGAGGGCAAUGGAGGAUCCGAAGCCAUGAAGAAGGGGUACGAGACGGCCAAGCGUCGGGUGGAAGAGAUGCAAGCAGACGAGGUCAACCUACCCCGAUCAUCUCCGGGAGCUGGUGCCGGAGCUGGCGCCGGAGGCAUGCCCGACCUGGGUAAUCUUGCAUCGAUGUUUGGCGGUGGUGCUGCAGGUGGUGCUGGCGGCAUGCCAGAUCUGGGCUCCAUCAUGAGCAAUCCCAUGUUCGCUAGCAUGGCUCAGAACCUGAUGAGCAAUCCAGACCUCAUGAACAACCUCAUGAGCAACCCUCGCCUUCGUGAAAUGGCCAACCAGUUUAGCAGUGGCGGUGGCAUGCCUGACUUAAACAGCCUCAUGUCGGACCCUAACAUUGCUGACAUGGCUCGAAACAUGAUGGGUGGUGGCGGUGGUGCCCCAGGUGGUGCUCCUGGCCAGGGCAGUGCUGGGCAGUAA
Molecule: messenger RNA, 1083 nt
Organism: Pochonia chlamydosporia 170
Lineage: Eukaryota; Fungi; Ascomycota; Sordariomycetes; Hypocreales; Clavicipitaceae
Product: TPR Domain containing protein
Exons: 3
Coding region: 1-1083 (360 amino acids)
Biological process (GO): post-translational protein targeting to endoplasmic reticulum membrane
Cellular component (GO): membrane; TRC complex
Molecular function (GO): molecular adaptor activity; protein binding
Source: RefSeq, a predicted model, not a curated record